AUGUCUCUUUGGUCGUUUGUUGUGUUUUGGUUUUAUUUGGGUUCGUUUUUUGUAGUUGGUACCGUUGCAGCAGCGUUUGUCUUACCAUUUAUGACUGCAUCUUUGUUCUUCGCUACUGGUGUUGUAAUAUGUGGCUUUUUCAGUAACUUGAGCUUCAAAUCUGCUCAAUUGCUUUAUGAUCAAUUCGUGGGCACUUUACAAGCAACCCUUAAGAACAUGGCUGAUCAAGUUCCACCUGUUGCGGGCGAUGACCAAGGUGAUGCUCCACAGCGGCAGCAGGGCCCAGAGAUUCAGAAACUACAAAACCAAAAAAUGUUGGACAGCAUAUUUGAAGAAGUACUCAACACGGAAACCGUUACCAAUGCUACCCGAGAAGAAGUCCUCGAAGGAGUAGAAGGACCCCAGCAUACUACUAAUGGAUGUUUGAUUCCAGACUCUGUACCGAAGUUAAAAGCUCAAAGGGAGACAAUUCACGAAGAGAACGAACCUAAGGACCAUACGCUCGAGCAGAAUCAGGAACAGGAACACGCACAAAAGAACGAAUAUAAAAAGGAAGAGGAACAAUCACCGGAUUUGAAUCGAACAGCUGAACUUGAAGAGCUUACUGGAUCUCUGAACCAUGCUCCUUCGAUUACUCCCUCAUCUCUAGCUCCGGAGACUAUUCCUAUUGGAGCCUAA
This is a messenger RNA of Eremothecium cymbalariae DBVPG#7215, 678 nucleotides long. It is a transcript of the gene LDO16, whose product is annotated as Ldo16p. The coding region runs from base 1 to 678 and encodes 225 amino acids. NCBI's taxonomy places the organism in Eukaryota, Fungi, Ascomycota, Saccharomycetes, Saccharomycetales, Saccharomycetaceae. The transcript has a single exon. The record is from RefSeq and is a predicted model, not a curated record.